AUGCAGUUGCAAAAGCUCGACCUGAGGCACCCAGUGACGGGGGAGUCUAUCUGGUUCGAUCCGGGGUUUGCAAAGUACUGGACCGGGCUCCCUGAAUUGAGAAUAUGGGUAGUUGAUGAGUGGCAUUCGGGCUGGGGCGACAACGAUAAUGACUGCGAGGCGCUCCGCAACUUUGAAAACAUGGAUGCCUUUCUCGCGCAACUCUCGGCGAUGGCAGACGUAGAAUACGGCGCCGGGAAUGAGUGGCAUCCGCUGGACUUUUCCAUUUUCCCAAUCUACAUGUGCCGGGAUGCUCUUGUCCGGCGCAACAAAUGCGAACCCCAGGUGCGAAGUGCGUGCAGAUGGUUUAUCUACGCCGCCGAGCGCAUUUGGCACAACUGCAAGCACCGACGAUUUCGCAAGGAGUAUGAGGCCCCUUGGUCGGGAUUCAGUUUCAAAUGCUGGCAUACCUGGGAGCGGGGCCUCCGUGCCAUCCAGUCGGAGUACCCCCCUGGAAGCACGCGGAUGAUGGUUACUGCCGCGUUGAAGGAGAUCGAUCGGGUGGAGGAAAUGAUAACACACUCGUAUUUGUACUUCGUGACCUGUCUAGGACACAUAGUCCUCAGCAGAAGUUCCCAACUCCCACAGGGCAAAGAGGGUAACCACACCGGUUUGUAA
Molecule: messenger RNA, 657 nt
Organism: Aspergillus heteromorphus CBS 117.55
Lineage: Eukaryota; Fungi; Ascomycota; Eurotiomycetes; Eurotiales; Aspergillaceae
Exons: 3
Coding region: 1-657 (218 amino acids)
Source: RefSeq, a predicted model, not a curated record